AUGUCAUUAUCUACUUAAUUUUAGGUAAGUUACCAUGGUAGAAUUUAUAAAUUAUAUGGUGAUAAGGAUAGAACUGUAGCUGUUGGAGAAUUUAAAAUAAAUACAACCAUUGAGACAUUAUGUUAGGAAUUGCCAAAUCAAUUUGCUGACUACCUUAGAUAUUUGAAGACUUUAAGAUUUGAAGAUUAACCUGACUAUCUCAUGCUCAAGGAUUUAAUGAAACAAUGUAGCCUACCCAAUACAUAUGAUAAUCGAUUUGAAUGGACUGAUAAAUAUUAAUCUAAGGAUUCUCUAUUGGAAGUCAAAGUUUAGGGUUCAUUUUUGGUUGUUCCUGGAAAUGAUUGUUAAUCCAAUGUCUCAAAUCUUGGAUCUUCGUUAUCAAAUGUUGUUAAAUAUGUUCCGUCUUUUCAGGAUGCUGUGUAAUUGAAGUAACCUUCUUAAACUCAGAUAAAAAUUGCUGCAAGUCAACCUCAUAUGGAUUUAAAUUUACAUAGUGAAACUGUUGAUUUUGAGGACAUAGAAGAAAAUAUAAAUGAUCAUCAAACCUUAGAUUUGAUGCUAAAUAUAAAGAAGAAAAAUUUAAAUUUCUCGUUCUGCAAUUAAUGUUUUUGA
Molecule: messenger RNA, 612 nt
Organism: Paramecium tetraurelia
Lineage: Eukaryota; Ciliophora; Oligohymenophorea; Peniculida; Parameciidae
Exons: 6
Source: RefSeq, a predicted model, not a curated record